AUGGAGCAAACAGCAAGCGUCGAAAAAGAGCCGGAGAACAGAAUGUGGUGCUGUGCCUGGGGCUUGAUCAAGCGACAACAGAAUGACCAAUGUUCCGAGGAUGAAGACGGAUUUACACAUACCAAGCUCAAGCCCAAGGAGUUUGUCAUUACGGGCGGCAUUCAGCCUCAACUCAAAAUUGUUCACAUUUCGCCCAGCGAGGAGAAUGUCUUUCCGCAUGAGUACAGUCAUCAGCUGCCCGGAAUGGGCAUACAUAACGUGGCGUUAAGUUCCGAUAAUAAUUGCAUCUCUGCCGUCUCUAUGGAUGGCAAUUUGAUGCUGCUUAAUGUUAAGGGUGGCGUACGCUUGCCACGGGUCAAUCAUUGUCACGUUAGUAACUUCUGGUCAACGGCUUUCAGCCGCAACACCGACUGUGUCUAUGCGGGCUCGGGCAGUGGACACAUUUUCAAGUAUGACACUACGUUGGGUAAGCUGCAGCACAGCUAUGACACGGAUCGCUGUGAGAAUGUGAUGGGCUUGGCCAUCAGCGGCGAUCAGCGUUUGGUGGGUGCUACCGACUAUGCGGGCAAUUUCACACUGCUCGACGGCUCCACGGGUCAGGUGCUGCGUCGCCGCAACUAUAAGAAGCCGCUGCGAAGAUUAGUCUAUGAUCACAGCAUGCGCCACGCAUUGGCUGCCUGCGAUGAUAAAACCAUCAAGGUAAUCGAUUUGCCCAGCGGCAGACUGCGAGAGAGUCUGGCGGCACACGAUGCGUUUGUUAUGUCAGUGGCUGUAUCGCCCGAUGGCUUGCGAUUCGUUAGCGGCGCAUACGAUGGCUCCAUCAAGGUGUGGGACGUCCGCACGACAAAGAGCUCGUUGUCCUUUCAUUGUGGCAGCAAUUCGAAUCUAUGGGACGUGGCAUUCAACAAGCUGAACAACAAGAUCAGCUUUGUCGGCGACGGCAAGGGCCUUAACAUUUACUACUGUUUAGGUAAUAGGGAAAUGAUGCUUGUCUAG
Drosophila hydei is the source of this 996-nucleotide messenger RNA. RefSeq names its product WD repeat-containing protein 61-like. The transcript has a single exon. The record is from RefSeq and is a predicted model, not a curated record. The coding region runs from base 1 to 996 and encodes 331 amino acids. NCBI's taxonomy places the organism in Eukaryota, Metazoa, Arthropoda, Insecta, Diptera, Drosophilidae. Gene Ontology annotation, molecular function: protein binding. Gene Ontology annotation, cellular component: Cdc73/Paf1 complex.